AUGGCUUCAACGAUCCACAAGCACCGGACAUCGGUCUCAAGGACCGCUCGCUGCCGCUGGAUUUUGUCAUGGAGGAGUUUCUACGAGCUUCAUCCACGUCGGAUCAGCCGGCGAGGAGAAGCUGAGGGCCUCGGCGGAUGGUUGUUGAUGAGGCAUCUUGCCGGUAUCUCAGUGGCGGACGGCGGUGCUAUUGGGCAACAUGGGCAUAAGGGAACUGAUACAGAACACAAUGGGGCAUCCAAUGCGGCACCUCAGUCCUCUGAAAAGAAGUUGAUUAUCUAUAGUCCCACCUCAACCCAAGCAGAUAUGAUCACAGCUAAUAUUAAACCGAUCCAAUUGGAGCUCAAGCCCAUUGGUGAAGAUGAUCAACCUGGCAAUCAGCUAACAGAAAUAAAAGGGAAAAGCCGAAAGGGAGUUAGCAAGGGUAAAGCAACUUGGAGAAGAACACCACAAAGGGAGGGCAGGCUUCUUAGAAAUUCCAAAGACAACUCCAUGGAUCUCUCAAUGACUCAAAUGAUCAGAAGUGGCACUAGCAUCAAAAUUUGGGAUCAGCAUUGGCUACCUUCACUCACAGACCAACAAGUUGAACUGUUGCAGGGCAUUGACAGGAAUUAUGUUUGGGUCAAAGAUCUAAUGACAGCAGAUGGGUGGAAUUGGGAUGUCAGAAAAUUAAGGAGCACAUUUCCUCCUCAUAUUUGUGAUCUGAUCCAGACUAUCAAGACUCUCAAUCCCAACCAACCUGAUAGAUGGACAUGGAAGCUUCACAAAAGCUUUGCUGGUGCACUUGUGGCGGCGCCGGUUUUCUUCGAUCUAAUGUGUUUUCCGGCAAGUUUCGGUCAAUUUGGGCCUACGGGCAGUUCCGCCGAACGAGUUUCUCGGCAAUCGGCAAUAGAGAUGGCUGGGGUAUGGUGUGUGUGCGUCAUCGUCCUGCACGGAACAAACCUCCAUGACGCCGGCCAUGAGGACAUCUCCGACGCUGCCGGUUUGACCUCUGCCGACCGUCAGGUUCAGGUGCCGCCGUGUGUCUCGCCGGAGGAGACGAACUUCUCUUAUAUAUCUUUUGAAGACCUGUGCGCUUUCCCUUUGGCGGGCCCUUCUAAUUGGUUCCACUCCUCGGCCGAGGAUCAAACCUUGCACACACCCCUAGAAGAUUCGGAUACUAAGAAGGGAGAUAAAGUGCCUCUGAUCAAGACCUCUUAUGCUUGGUUGUUUUUACCUGACCUGAACCUGAUGCCAAGGCCUUUGAAAGAAAGACUGAGACGAAAAUGCAACUCACAACGCCCAGAGGCGGCUCUAUCAACUCUGACUCUCGACUUCCAGGACUACUUUCAGAUGCAUGCUGUGCCCACACGUAUCAAUAUGCCGGCUCAAAAGCUCGCUCGUAAGCCGGAGAUAAGCAGUUCUAUCGGAGUCUCGAUUCGCGUCAAUCUAUACAUGCUAGCCGGCUCGGGCCCUUACACGGUUUUGCUUGAGUGCAGCAAGUUGAGAUUUCUUUUUAGCCACCUUGUCCUUCAGUUUCUCUACCUCAUCGGAGUCACCCUUCAUAGCCUCGUUAAGGAUGAGAGCUAG
Striga asiatica is the source of this 1569-nucleotide messenger RNA. The record is from the annotation of a GenBank genome assembly. Lineage: Eukaryota; Viridiplantae; Streptophyta; Magnoliopsida; Lamiales; Orobanchaceae.